CACACGAACCACCAAACAAACGACAAUGAGCAGCAGCAGCAGCGGCAGCACCUGGUCCGCAGGGCUGUCGAGCGCGCUGACGGCCAUCUCGGCGUGGAACUCGCGCGUGUGGGAGCGGCUCGGGGCGCGCCUGCCCCGCCGACUGACGCGGGACCUGCUCGUCGGCCUCGCAGUGGGCAUCGCGCUCUCGCUCUCCUCGACGCAGGUGGCGCUCUUCUUCCAGAGCAAGAGGGCGGACAAGCGCCGCUUAGCGGCCGCGAAGGCGCUGCCACCGCGCCCGAUCGAGCUGCGCAGCGACGAGAUCGUGCCCGGCGUCUCGGGCCUCAUAGGCAACACGCCCCUCGUGCGCAUCAACUCGUUGUCGGACGCGCUCGGCGUCGAGAUCCUCGGCAAGUGCGAGUUUUUGAACCCUGGCGGGAGUGUCAAGGACCGCGUCGCGCUCAAGGUCAUCGAGGACGCCGAGGCGCGCGGACUGCUCCACCCCCACACUGGGAGCGUGCUCUUCGAGGGGACCGUCGGGUCGACGGGUAUCUCGCUCGCGACUGUCGGCAAGGCCAAGGGAUAUGAGGCACACAUUAUCAUGCCGAGCGACGUCGCGAUCGACAAGGUGCUCGUGCUGGAACGUCUCGGCGCGACUGUGGAGCGGGUACCACCAGUCAGCAUUGUCGACCAGAACCAGUUUGUCAACCUUGCCCGCCGCCGCGCACACGAGUUUGGAAACGUCGACCUGCCAACAAAGGGCAAGACGACCGAGGAAGACGUCGUCGUGUCGACGCAGGCGACGCGCGAAGACGUCUACGGCGCGCCGACAUUAGAGCACCGGACCGCAUACGACAGGAAGCCCCGCGGGUUCUUCGCCGACCAGUUUGAGAACGACGCCAACUACCAGGCGCACUACGAGGGCACGGGGCCGGAGAUUGCGCGCCAGACGGGCGGCCACGUCGACGCGUUCGUCAGCGGAGCCGGCACGGGCGGCACCAUCUCGGGCACGGGCGUGUAUCUCAAGGAAAACGUCCCCGGCAUCCAGGUGGUGCUUGCCGACCCCGAGGGCUCGGGGCUGUACAACAAGGUCCGGUACGGCGUCAUGUACGCGCCGCAGGAGAGCGAGGGGACCAAGCGGCGGUACCAGGUCGACACGGUCGUCGAGGGGAUCGGCAUCAACCGCAUCACGCACAACUUUGAGCUUGGCGAGGCGAUCAUCGACGACGCGUACAGGAUAACCGAUGUCGAGGCCGUCGCAAUGUCGCGCUACCUCGUGGCCCACGACGGCCUGUUCCUCGGCUCGUCGAGCGCAUGUAACCUCGUCGCGUCGAUCCGGCUAGCCAAGACGAUGCCCAAGGGCUCGCGGAUUGUCACCAUCCUGUGCGACUCUGGCGCGCGGCACCAGACAAAGUUCUGGUCAGACGAGUAUCUCGCCAACCACGGCAUUGCGAUUGACGCGGGUGUGAUUGAUAAGAUCUUGGAGGAGUAGCCGCCGUCACAUGCAUAAUCUAGUAC
Messenger RNA from Vanrija pseudolonga, 1497 nucleotides. RefSeq names its product Cysteine synthase 2 (gene cysF). Bases 26 to 1471 code for a protein of 481 amino acids. NCBI's taxonomy places the organism in Eukaryota, Fungi, Basidiomycota, Tremellomycetes, Trichosporonales, Trichosporonaceae. Gene Ontology annotation, cellular component: cytoplasm. The transcript has 4 exons. The record is from RefSeq and is a predicted model, not a curated record.